This is a messenger RNA of Stegastes partitus (bicolor damselfish), 4937 nucleotides long. RefSeq names its product IQ motif and Sec7 domain ArfGEF 2b (gene iqsec2b). Gene Ontology annotation, molecular function: guanyl-nucleotide exchange factor activity. The transcript has 14 exons. Gene Ontology annotation, biological process: actin cytoskeleton organization; regulation of ARF protein signal transduction. Lineage: Eukaryota; Metazoa; Chordata; Actinopteri; Pomacentridae. The coding region runs from base 822 to 4937 and encodes 1371 amino acids. The record is from RefSeq and is a predicted model, not a curated record.
GUCCACAAGGCGCCAUUUGUGUCCUUUUCUGUUUGUCAUCUGAAUUAAAUGUGUGACACAGAGCUUAAACUGUGCAUAAGGUAGAAACUACAUGAGCAAAAUUUCAUGUGCUGAUUGUAAUGCUCCCACACAUCCCUGACCCCGGCGACACUCGCUGCCAUGUUGUGGGACAGGACACAGAUGAGAGAAGGAGGUGCGGCUAACACAAGGAGGAAAUGUAGGCAGGAACAUGUGACUGUACUUGUUCUCCCAAACACACUCGGACUGCCUAAGAGGACACUGGAGGAUUUCUGGACUUACCUGAUUCCUGAUAAGUUUUGCGAUUAUUGCUGCACAAAUAGGAUGCCUUUGGUCACAAAUCUCAGCUGCUUGUAAUAAUUCAUGUGUGGACUCAGUAAAAGUGAAGCUGGGAGGACAUGUAAAUUGCAUGCAUUUUUUUCAGUAUAUUUCAUAGUGAGCUGCCGGUGACUGUUUUACACCUGCAGCUACCUCAACAACCUGGUCUUUCCUGUCAGUAUGGUGUUGCUGGUAUGUGGCAGUGGAGGAGUGUGUUUUGGUGGUUAAUGACUAGACAAAAUGUUUCACCACCGUUGCAUUUGUCAGGCAAGGAGAGCACAACAGUGGAUAAACACUAGAAGGCUUGGGAAAACUUGGUAGUAUAUUAACCAAUCCUCUGGACUCUUUAAAGGAAGGAGAAAGAGCACAGAAAUGUUCACGUCUCUGUCGGAUUUCCCAUUUAUGAUGUAGACAGGGCUUGUUGCCAAGUCUCAGCACUGGUACGGCCUGAAACAAUAAGAAAUUACCAGUGAUAAAAGUUCACCAUGAGUUCCAGGAAGAGAUGGUUAGUUCCACACCGCUCUAAACUCUACAUUGUGGAAGGGGAAUCCCAGUGUCCAGAGACGGGCGCCCACAAAGACAGCUCUUUCAGCCAGACGCCUUACCUUCGCAGCGCCGAACGCUACAGUGACAGCAGCAGCGCUCCCUCUGGUCCCAGGGGCCCUACGUGCGUGGCUGCCAGUUCAACCAGCUUGGCCUGGGCACUGCGAACACGCCACCAACCUGCGAGUCUGGCCCUUCGUAAGCAAGAGGAGGAGGAGAACAAGAGAUGCAAGGCCCUUUCAGACAGUUAUGAACUCUCAACAGAUCUGCAGGACAAGAAGGUGGAGAUGUUGGAGAGAAAGUAUGGAGGCUCCUUUGUAAGUCGCAGAGCAGCAAGGACCAUUCAGACGGCCUUCAGACAGUAUCGCAUGAACAAGAACUUCGAGCGCCUCAGAAGCUCUGCUUCAGAGAGUCGCAUGACACGUCGCAUCAUCCUGUCCAACAUGAGACUUCAGUAUUCUUUUGAUGAGCGACAGCCUCAGCAGCAGGCCCAGACACAGACCAACUUCACCCACAGCGUGGCCAUAGGGCCACCUCACUCACCUGACCCAGACCGCACAGGAGACUACACCCACCUAGAGGACUCCUUCUCCAAACAGGUCAAGUCCUUGGCUGACUCCAUAGAUGAUGCCCUCACCUGCCGCGCGGGUCGCGAUGACUCCCAGGAGGGCAGCAGGGAAGGUGGAGGGAUUAGUGAAGACUUUGGAGAGUGUGUGUGGAGCAGCAGCAGCAACCCCUCCUCCCAAAGAGGUUUGGGAGAAAGAGGCAGGGGUGCAGGAGGAGGACUCAGUAUGCACGGUGACAGUACGGCCACCUCGUACAGUGAUGUCACCCUUUACAUGGAUGAUGGUAUGCCGUCCUCCCCGUUGUCCCUUGACCGGGCACCCAGCAGCACAGAUACAGAGUACUGGGGCCCCGGUGGUGGUGUAGGAGGGCGUGAGGACAGCAGGGACACUGAGGGAGGGGGCAGCAGUAACAGUCGGCGCAGCACCCCAUGUACGGAGUGCAGGGACUAUCGUCUCAGGGGCGCACAUCUGCCUCUCCUCACUAUUGAGCCACCCAGUGACAGCUCAGUGGACAUGAGCGACCGUUCAGACCGCGGCUCUCUGAGCAGGCAGCUGGUCUAUGAGCAGGAGCCUGGUGUAGGAGCAGGCUCCCCUCAGGGAACCCUCAAACACUCCCCCAACACUGGCACCCGCACCUCCUCCACAGCAGCUGCCCAGGGUCAGACCCGGGCCCCUGGCAGGCCCAUACCCACACAUAUCCCACACCAGGUGGCAGCUCACCACCACCAUCACCACCAUCCUAUCCACCACCAUCAGUACCCCGACACACCCUCAUCCUCAUCCUCCCCCCAGCAGCCUCCCACCACCCCUCUGUCCUCCUCCUCCUCCACAGCUCUGCCCCCUGGUGGUCUAGAGCAGCCGUGCUGCUCUGACGGAGACAACGACUCACUUAACUCCACUACUAACUCCAACGAGACAGUCAACUGCAGCUCAGGCUCCUCAUCUCAGGACAGCCUGCGGGAACCUCUGCCUCCUCUGGGCAAGCAGACCUACCAGAGAGAGAGCCGCCAUAGCUGGGACUCUCCACCCUUUAACAGUGAUGUGGUGCAGAGACGUCAGUACCGUAUUGGUCUCAAUCUCUUCAACAAGAAGCCAGAGAAAGGGAUCCAGUACCUGAUAGAGAGAGGUUUUGUAUCAGACACUCCUGUCGGGAUUGCUCGCUUCAUCCUGGAGAGAAAGGGCCUCAGCAGGCAGAUGAUUGGAGAGUUUCUGGGAAACCGACAGAAACAAUUCAACAAAGAUGUUUUAGACUGUGUAGUGGAUGAGAUGGACUUCUCAGGUAUGGACCUGGAUGAUGCUCUCAGGAAGUUCCAGGCUCAGAUUAAAGUUCAAGGAGAAGCCCAGAAAGUGGAGAGGCUUAUAGAAGCAUUCAGUCAGAGAUACUGUGUGUGUAAUCCGACCCUGGUUCGGCAGUUCCAGAACCCCGACACCAUCUUCAUCUUGGCCUUUGCCAUAAUCCUCCUCAACACCGAUAUGUACAGUCCCAACGUCAAAGCUGAGAGGAAGAUGAAACUGGAGGAUUUCAUCAAGAAUUUGAGAGGUGUGGACAACGGUCAAGAUAUACCCAGGGACCUGCUGGUUGGCAUCUACCAGCGAAUACAGAAAUGGGAGCUGCGGACCAAUGAUGACCAUGUGUCCCAAGUGCAGGCAGUGGAGAGAGUCAUUGUGGGCAAGAAGCCUGUGCUGUCCCUUCCCCAUCGUAGACUGGUGUGUUGCUGCCAGCUCUAUGAGGUGCCUGACCCCAACAGACCUCAGAGGACAGGAGUGCACCAACGAGAGGUCUUUCUCUUCAAUGACCUGCUGGUGGUGACCAAAAUCUUCCAAAAGAAGAAAACCUCAGUGACUUAUAGUUUCAGACAAUCUUUCCCUUUGGUUGAGAUGCAAGUGCACAUGUUCCAGAACUCAUACUAUCCUCAUGGCAUCCGCCUGACCUCAGCAGUCCUGGGAGGGGAGAGGAAGGUUCUUAUCGUCUUUAUGGCACCCAGUCAGCAAGACCGCACCCGCUUUGUUAGCGACCUCAGGGAGAGUAUUGCUGAAGUGCAGGAGAUGGAGAAAUAUAGAGUUGAGUCGGAGUUGGAGAAACAGAAAGGUGUGAUGCGACCCAGCUUGUUAACUGGAGGUGUGGUUGGAGGCAUAGGUGUGAAGAGCGAUGUUGUGAAUGGGACCAUAGGAAGGACAAGUUUUGAUGACAACUGCUCAGUGGGUGAAGGUCUCAAACGCACAGCGCUCAGCUCAUCUCUCAGGGACCUCUCGGACGCAGGGAAACGUGGUCGCAGGAACAGUGUUGGUUCUCUGGACAGUACCAUGGAAGGCUCCAUCAUUAGCAGCCCACAGCCUCACCAGCGCUAUCCGAUGCCAGGUGUGCUUCCUGGCUGCUAUGGAACAGAAGACUUCCGGCCUCACCGCCCCAUCCUGAGCCCCGGAACGGGGGUGGGGGGUGGGCCGGGGCAGCAACAUACCACUGCUGGGACAGGAGUUGGGGGAGUCUCCAGCAGUGUAGAGAGAGCAGGAGCGGGCAGCGGCCCUGUGGGGAGCAGCAACAACAACAGCGGUUCCUUCCUGGGCUCCCUAUUCGGCAGCAAACGCGCCAAACCACCAGGGCCCCUUAUUCCACCGGGGCCACCAUACCCCGCACCUGUACCCCCACCGACUACGGGAGGGCCCCCACCUCACUCCCCUUCAUCUCUAUGCCAGUUGGAGGGGGGUGCUUCCAAGAUCCAGGCCCUCCACGCACAAUACUGUCACGCGGGCACCGUCCAGCCCCCGCCACCUUACUACCAUCACCAUCGCUACCACGUCCAAACUGUCCCCCCUCCUUUGCAAGGUGUGCCCCCUCUUACUAUGCAGAGAGGCCCACUACCCUGUCGACCUCCGCUUGGCCUGCCGCACGUCCCGCACCCGCAGCUGGCCCAUCUCUCCCAGCUUUCCCAGCAUGGGUUUCCGGGUCGCUUCGCCAACAUGGUGGUGGGAUGUCCCCCCCCCCUUUCUCCUCUCUCCCAACAUUCCCAGAACCCGCAGUUCGCCCUGUACCACGCGCAGCCCACACACUCUGUCAGAGGGGGCGGCGGCCCUGGUACCAAGCUCCCACUCACCUUGUCACACUCCCACCCCCACCCCCACGCACACUCCCAAACCCACCCCGGACACGUGCACACGCCACACCCAGGCAGCCACACCACCCACCAAACACACUUCAUAUUCGGCACUCUGCCCCACAACAUGCCGUCCGCGUCCGUCAAUGCGCAUCACGCAGCCUCCGCCGGCCCGUAUCUGCCCCAGUACCCUCCUCUCUCUUCCAUCCCCCCUCCCCCACCACACUCCCCUUUACCCCCCCCUUCGUCCCCCCUUACCCCUCUUACACCUCUCUCCCCUCACCCCCCCCAGCACCCAGGGCAGCCUCAGCAGGGGCCGCAGGUGACGGGGGCUGGAGCGACAGGUACAGGGGGCAGCUCCAAAUCCAAGCCUAUCAACCGGAUAAGUACCGUGGUGUGA